AUGCCGUCCCUCUGGGCUUUAAUUAUCUACUUCGCUCAAUGGCCUUUCAGUCCCUCAUCCGGCGUGAUAACUCGCCUCACGUUCCCCGCCUUUGUUCGCGCCAUCUCCUUCCUCUGUGGCAGGCACAACAGGAUGUCCGUGAAUUGGGAGUGUCAAGAUCAAGUUUUCAAUCGCACCACAGAUCAGAUAGUACUGGAAUAUAUCUUUCGGGCUUUGGCUACUACCCGACCAUCAGAGCACCAACCGAGAUCAGCCCCGCCUCCUGAAGAAACCGCCACAUUGUCAUCCCAUCGCGAUGUCCUCGAAAUUUUGAGUGUAUCUCAACCAUUUCCAAACUACAGAACAGAGAAUCUCACUCGCCCGGAGCUGGUUCCUACAGCUGAUCGGUUAUCUCCACCAACUCCCCCCGAACCAUUAGAACUCAUUAUCCCAACUACUGGGGAGAGGCUUAAGGAGAUUCUAGAACUGAUUAUUCUGCUUCUUCAGCACGCUAGUCAAUUCGAAAACAAUUCCUCCUGCUCUGAAAGUACGCAAGAGGAAGUAAUAUUUGAUAUUUCCCAGGAAUGUCUUGAAUGCGAGGACUGGAUGAAGAAGUAUCGUGACAUAAAUCCUAUAUACGAUGGUAUUGCUCUUUUGUUCAACACAUUCCCAAAUCCCGAAAGCCUGAAAACAGGGAAAACGACAAAUUGGUAUUUAGGAUCUCAGGAGAGUCUCAGUAUAGGUUCAUUGAGACAAUUAGGACUCAGUACCGUUACAGAGGGUGAUAUCUAA
Clonostachys byssicola is the source of this 771-nucleotide messenger RNA. Lineage: Eukaryota; Fungi; Ascomycota; Sordariomycetes; Hypocreales; Bionectriaceae. The record is from the annotation of a GenBank genome assembly.